This is a messenger RNA of Eruca vesicaria subsp. sativa (arugula), 1646 nucleotides long. The record is from the annotation of a GenBank genome assembly. Lineage: Eukaryota; Viridiplantae; Streptophyta; Magnoliopsida; Brassicales; Brassicaceae.
AAAACCAUUACAACAACAAAAAAAGACGUGAUUAUGUCCUCCGCACGCACAUGACUUUCUGUCUCCUUCUUCUCUCUUCAGAUCUGUCUUGACCCCAAAAAAAAACCAAUCAAUAUCUAAUUUCCUCUUCUUCUUUAAUCACCGGCGUUAAAUGGACGGUGGAACGGGUCAACCGGCGGCUGAUACGGAGAUGUCGGAAUCGCAGCCUUCGCCUCAGGUCCCGGGAAUAGAGAAUAUUCCGGCGACGCUAAGCCACGGAGGGAAGUUUAUACAGUAUAACAUAUUCGGGAACAUCUUCGAGGUCACCGCUAAGUAUAGGCCUCCGAUUAUGCCUAUUGGAAAGGGCGCUUAUGGCAUCGUUUGUUCGGCUAUGAACUCUGAAACGAAUGAAAGCGUUGCUAUUAAGAAAAUUGCAAACGCUUUUGAUAAUAAGAUUGAUGCUAAGAGGACUCUCCGUGAGAUCAAGCUUCUUCGCCACAUGGAUCAUGAGAAUAUUGUUGCAAUCAGAGACAUAAUACCACCACCACUAAGAACCUCUUUCAAUGAUGUCUACAUAGCUUAUGAGCUAAUGGACACUGAUCUCCAUCAGAUCAUAAGGUCCAACCAAGGCUUAUCCGAAGAGCAUUGCCAGUAUUUUCUUUACCAGAUCCUCCGUGGAUUGAAAUACAUUCACUCCGCAAACGUGCUUCACCGUGAUUUGAAGCCUAGCAACCUCCUCCUAAACGCAAACUGCGACUUAAAAAUAUGUGAUUUCGGGUUAGCUAGAGUCAAUUCCGAGAGUGACUUCAUGACUGAGUACGUUGUCACGAGAUGGUACCGUGCACCAGAGCUGCUCUUAAACUCUUCUGAUUAUACUGCUGCGAUAGAUGUUUGGUCUGUUGGUUGUAUUUUCAUGGAGUUAAUGGACCGUAAGCCACUCUUCCCUGGUCGUGACCAUGUUCAUCAGCUUCGCCUGCUCAUGGAGCUCAUAGGAACACCAUCCGAACAAGAGGUUGAGUUUUUGAAUGAAAAUGCAAAGCGUUACAUGAGACAACUUCCACCGUAUCCUCGCCAAUCCAUCACUGAUAAGUUCCCAACGGUGAAUCCUUUAGCCAUAGAUCUUAUCGAGAAGAUGCUAACAUUUGAUCCUAGGCGGAGAAUCACAGUUUUAGACGCGCUGGCACAUCCGUACCUGAAUUCUCUGCACGACAUUAGCGAUGAGCCAGAGUGCACAAUACCUUUCAACUUCGACUUUGAACAGCAUGCACUCUCAGAGGAGCAGAUGAAGGAGCUUAUAUACCGUGAAGCGCUGGCUUUCAAUCCAGAGUAUCAGCAAUAGCUUGAAUGGGAUCAGGUUUGGUUUUGAUUCUUAAAAGGAGCAAAAUGUCAUUGUUUGUCUUUUGUGUAUACUUGUGAGAGAUGUGAUCAAUGGGGCUCAAACAUUAAGUCUUGUACCAGGUUUUUUUUUCUCUGUUUUUGUCUUUUCUACGUAUUUGUAAUUUGCCCUCAUUUCUUGUUGCAAUUAUUAAGACAUAAAUUAAGAUCAUCUCAGAAAUAGUCUUCAUGUAUUACAAGAUGUUCUUUUCCAGCAUUAUCAAUUUUUUUUUGCUUUGUAAAACAUAAGGAAUAUGAGAUUAUUGUAGUUUUCAAUAUCAAAAAGAUCAAAU